Molecule: messenger RNA, 2482 nt
Organism: Chanos chanos (milkfish)
Lineage: Eukaryota; Metazoa; Chordata; Actinopteri; Gonorynchiformes; Chanidae
Gene: limk1b
Product: LIM domain kinase 1b
Exons: 15
Coding region: 27-1901 (624 amino acids)
Biological process (GO): protein phosphorylation; actin cytoskeleton organization; positive regulation of stress fiber assembly
Cellular component (GO): neuron projection; cytoplasm; nucleus
Molecular function (GO): protein serine/threonine kinase activity; protein binding; ATP binding
Source: RefSeq, a predicted model, not a curated record
AGAGUUUAUGUCACUGAAGGACUCACAUGUCUAAGAGGGAGCAACGUUUCAAGAGAACGGUAAAAGCAAGGUGUUGUGUAUGUAGCUCAAUUCUGACUCACUUGUGCUAUGAGAGAGAUGGCCAGUUCUUCUGUAAGAAGGAUUACUGUGCUUACUCUGGUGAGCAGUGCCAUGGAUGUACAGAGGACAUCACAGUGGGUUUGGUCAUGGUGGCAGGGGAGCAGAAGUAUCACCCUGAGUGCUUUAUUUGCCAUACUUGUGGUAUAUUCAUUGGAGAUGGGGAUUCCUACACCUUAGUGCAGCACUCCAAAUUAUACUGCGAGCACUGUUAUUACCAGAGUGCCUCCCUUCAAGCUCCAGAGGUAGAGAGCUCCAAGUUUCCCCAUUCAGUGACACUGGUGACACUUAGCCCUGCAGCACAAGGCAGGCAAGGGCUUGUCUUGUCUGUAAAUGAGCAUGCAGUCUGCAAGAACUGCCCUGAGAUCAGAGUAUCACGGUGGGACUCUGACUGUAUAAGCCCCAAGGUCAAAGCGUUACUUCAUGUUGGAGACAGGGUUCUUGAGAUCAAUGGAACCUCUGUCAAGGACAUCCCCCAAGAUGAGAUCGACCAGAUAAUCCAGGAUACAAACCGUGUGCUGCGGCUCACUGUUGAGCAUGACCCGACUGACUCUCACAACAAUCACCACUCUCCUGACUUGCUGGAUGAGGCAUCAGACCAACCAGCACCCCUAGGCCUUCCCCUUUCUCUGAACCGCAUUUCAAGGUCUCCUCGCACAGGAAAGAUUCUGCGCAGCUGCAGUAUAGAUAAAGCAACAUGCUCACAAGGCAAUGCCCCACUGCUCUCCCAAAGGAGAGAAAUAAAUCGUUCAGAAUCUCUGCGUAUGGAACCCAGCGACAAGACACAACGGAUUUUCCGCCCCUCUGACCUCAUUCAUGGCGAGGUCCUCGGUCGAGGUGCCUACGGCCAGGCCAUCAAGGUGACACAUCGGGAGACAGGUGAGGUCAUGGUGAUGAAAGAACUUCUCCGCUUUGAUGAAGACACCCAGAGGACUUUCCUAAAAGAGGUAAAAGUCAUGCGCUGUCUUGACCACCCAAAUGUCUUAAAAUAUAUUGGGGUCCUCUACAAGGAUAAGCGACUUAAUCUCAUUUCGGAGUAUGUAGAAGGAGGGACGCUGAGGGAUACCAUCCAGAAAAUGGGCAGUAACCAUCCUUGGAACCUGAGGGUUAGCUAUGCUAAAGACAUUGCUGCAGGGAUGGCCUAUCUGCAUUCUAUGAACAUCAUUCAUCGGGAUCUGAACUCACACAACUGCCUAGUUAGGGAGAAUCACAGUGUAGUGGUGGCAGAUUUUGGGCUUGCCAGACUUGUGAUGGAAGACAAAAUCCAAAGGGAGCCCUCAUCCUCCCCUGAGCAGCCCCAGACCAACACGAAGAAGCAGAGACGCCGAAAGAAAUACACUGUGGUGGGAAACCCGUUCUGGAUGGCACCAGAGAUGAUCAACGGAAAAACUUACGAUGAACGAGUGGACACCUUUUCUUUUGGAAUCAUGCUAUGUGAGAUUAUUGGAAGGGUGUAUGCUGACCCAGACGACCUACCUCGCACCCCUGACUUUGGGUUGGCUGUAACGGCCUUCUUGGAGCACUAUGGUACCCAAGAGUGCCCACCUGCUUUCUUAGCCCUAGCGGUCCUCUGCUGUGACAUGGAUGCUGAGAAACGCCCUGCCUUUUCUAAACUGGAGGAGUGGCUAGAGAAGCUGCUGAUGCAUCUGGAUAUCAAACUUCCUCUAAUGUCAGAGCUGGACCAAAUUAGCCGUGAGUUUUGGCAGCGCUACGGACAGACUCAACAACAUGCCAAGGAGCCUCCUGAAGACCAACCAGCCAGAGCCAGUGUAUGCCCAGAAUGAGGAUAGCCUAUAAGGAAAUUGGUGUCUUGAAUUGUCAGCAGAGUGGUAGUAUCUACUACUAACAACCUCUUGUGAACAAUGAAGUCAAGGAAAAAUCUCAUUGUGAAUUUUCAGACUCCCUCAAACCAUUCUUUGGGUACUAACAAACUUGAUUAAUUUAAUCAAGGGUGUCAUUUUAAACCAACAAUAUGAGCAGAGAUUGCAGGAGCAACACAUGAUCACCUGACCUGUUUCUGGGUUUCCUAUAGGGAACAGAUUAGGGAGUCACUGCUCGUUAUCAAUCACAAGCUCAAAGCACAGAAAAACAAGGAUACCACUAGUUGGUUUAGAAGUCAGUAGUGCCAACUGACGAUACCCACAAUGAACUGCACAGGCCUGUAAAGUAGGAGGGUAGCACUCCACUGACGGGUUAGCAAUCUUUGGGGAGAACCACAACAAGGAACACCAAUUAAUGAGUACUAAACAAAGUAGUUGAUGCUACUGUUCCUCUCAAAGCAGUUUCAUCACCUCUGAACUGUCUUGGUACAUGAGCAUCUUGACUGCCUGAGCUUAUAGCAGGGAGGAAGAAAUAAGGGCUUCAA